AUGAGCCUGUGGAGCACUUUGCACUCUCCAGGCGAGAGGCCUGCAGUCCCUAGUCCAACAACUACCGCAACGGUUAAGCAGGCUGUGCAACCACACAUCGGAUCCGCCAAGGCUGCUUCCGUUCGGUCUUCAGACAACCCCGACCAUGACCAUCGUUCAGUCGGUCAAGCGGUAUUGUUCGCCGAGGAAGCGGUGCAAACGGCGACUAGUCCAAAAGUCAGCAGCCUGACCCCCGAUGUGGCAGCCCCUGCCGCUCUACCAUGUGGCCUGCUCGAAAUCGGCAAGACAGUAGCCACUCUCAGUGACGCAUCUCCACAAACUGAUCUUUCAGCUUAUCACAAACUAAAGAAAGCACCGUUGUCGCGGUCGAAGCCGGGCUCUGCACGAUCCCGUCCUACAAAGCGCGCCAGAGAAUCAUCGAUCGAACCACAGCCGCAGAGGAAAAAAGCCCCGAAGGCUGUCAAGCUUGACAGAUCCAUGGUUUAUGACGUGGAAAAUCUCACAAACUUUGCUUUCAGAAACGGCACCAUGUAUUGCAAGGCUGAAUGGGCUCCCACAGAAGUCCAGCUUUGUGAUGUAGUUGGAGACGAAGCAAUGGCGAUUUGUGAACGAGAAAUCACAUCGCGAUUCGGGGCUGACGUAUGGGCGAAGCAGAAAGCUGCUUGUUUUGACCAGAAACCAGAAAUCCAAGAUGUAAACGAUCGGAUCACGUCCUAA
Molecule: messenger RNA, 717 nt
Organism: Verticillium nonalfalfae
Lineage: Eukaryota; Fungi; Ascomycota; Sordariomycetes; Glomerellales; Plectosphaerellaceae
Exons: 2
Coding region: 1-717 (238 amino acids)
Source: RefSeq, a predicted model, not a curated record